Molecule: messenger RNA, 1379 nt
Organism: Helianthus annuus (common sunflower)
Lineage: Eukaryota; Viridiplantae; Streptophyta; Magnoliopsida; Asterales; Asteraceae
Product: probable indole-3-pyruvate monooxygenase YUCCA8
Exons: 3
Coding region: 101-1333 (410 amino acids)
Biological process (GO): auxin biosynthetic process
Molecular function (GO): N,N-dimethylaniline monooxygenase activity; flavin adenine dinucleotide binding; NADP binding
Source: RefSeq, a predicted model, not a curated record
AUCAACUUUCCACUCCUAAAAACCUUAAAGAAAACAAGUCUUUAACCAAUCUCCCCAAGAAACCUAUUUGCUUGUAUUAAUUUCAUACAAAUUUGCCAAAAUGUUUAGCUUCUCACAGCAAAAUAACUUCUUUGGUCCUAGAUGUGUGUGGGUCAACGGUCCUGUCAUAGUAGGGGCGGGUUCAUCAGGGCUAGCCAUUUCGGCCUGCCUGAAGAAUCAAGGCAUCCCUUUUGUAGUCAUCGAAAGAUCUGACUGUAUCGCUUCUCUUUGGCAAAAACGUACCUAUGACCGCCUAAAACUCCACCUCCCGAAGAAAUUCUGUCAACUUCCCAAAGUACCAUUCCCCGAAGAGUAUCCCGAGUACCCUACAAAGAAACAAUUCGUCGAUUACCUCGAGAACUACGCAAAAAAGUUCGACAUCAAGCCGCAGUUCAACGAGUGCGUGCAAUCGGCAAAAUACGACGAUGCAUGUAAGCUCUGGCGGGUUAAGACCGUCUCCACAACCGGAUCAAUCCGGGCCGAGACGGAGUAUAUCUGCCAGAUGCUUGUUGUGGCCACCGGAGAAAACGCAGAAGGAGUAAUACCGGAUAUUGAAGGUCUCAAAGACUUCUCCGGUGAAGUGAUCCAUGCAAAAGAUUACAAGUCCGGCCAGAAAUACGCAGGAAAGAAGGUUUUGGUCGUCGGUUGUGGGAAUUCCGGCAUGGAAGUCUCUCUUGAUCUCUCUAACUACAAUGCAAAGCCAUCAAUGGUGGUUCGAAGCUCGGUUCAUGUUUUACCAAGAGAAAUCAUGGGCAAAUCGACAUUCGAUCUAGCCAUGAUGCUAAUGAAAUGGUUACCUCUAUGGAUAGUUGACAAGAUUCUCUUGAUCUUUGCAUGGUUCCUAAUUGGAGACACACAACGAUACGGUAUCAAACGACCAUCUUUAGGUCCACUCACACUCAAAAACAACCACGGAAAGACCCCGGUUCUCGACAUAGGAACCCUCGAGAAAAUCCGGUCAGGCGACAUAGCGGUUGUGCCCGGAAUCAAAAGGUUCACAGAGAAAACAGUCGAGUUGGUUAACGGUCACAUCUUAGACAUUGAUUCGGUUGUUUUAGCAACUGGGUAUUUCAGCAAAGUCCCAUUUUGGCUUCAUGAUAAAGAUUUUUUUUCUGAAAAUGGUUGGAAGGGUAAAGGAGGGCUGUAUGCAGCUGGUUUUACUAGAAGAGGGUUGGAUGGUGCUAUUGCUGAUGCAGUAAAAAUAUCAAAAGAUAUUGGAAAAGAAUGGAGAAAGGAAUUAAACCAAAAGAAACAGAAGGUUCCUACACACAGAAGAUGCAUUUCAACUUUCUAAGUCUAGUUUAGGGUUCUAGUCAUCCGCACGUUAUGCCGGGACGCGA